CCGACCGACCUUGUUCUAGGGGAUUUCUAGGGUUCUUGGUUUCUUGCGGCAGGGCGGGGCGAUGGCGAUCGGGAGCACGGUGCUUCACAUGCCCUCCGGGCCGACGGCGGUCGUUGCCAAGCUCCAUCCGACGGUCCUCUUCAACAUCUGCGAUUCCUACAUUCGCCGCAACGAUCAGCAAGAUCGGGUGAUUGGGACGCUGCUGGGGUCGAUUUCCAGCGAUGGAACGAUCGAUAUUCGCAAUUCUUAUGCCGUUCCGCACAACGAGUCGUCUGAUCAGGUGGCUGUGGACAUCGAUUAUCAUAGGUCGAUGUUUGAGCUUCAUCAGCGAGUGAAUCCCAAAGAAGUUAUCAUCGGAUGGUACUCAACAAGCCCUGGGGUAACUGGAAGCGAUGCCUUGAUCCAGGAUUUCUACGCCAGAGAGACCUCCAAUCCCAUUCACCUCACUGUCGACACAACUUUCAGCGAUGAUGCCGCAAACAUCAAAGCUUAUGUUUCCACGGUGUUAACUCUCGGCGAGCGUCCGCUUGCGGCACAGUUCCAUGAGGUCCAGCUCGAUCUUCGACUCUUGGAGGCCGAGAGAGUUGGCUUUGAUAUCCUGAAGAAAACUCUCGUUGACAAGCUCCCAAACGAUCUCCAAGGAUUGGAGUCCUCGAUGCAAAGGCUGCAAAACAUGAUCGACACGGUCUUCAAGUAUGUGGAUGAUGUCGUGGAGGGCCGUAUCCCACCAGAUAACACAGUCGGUCGCUACCUGGCGGAUACUCUCUCCAUGGUGCCCAAGAUCUCUCCAGACACCUUCAGCAAGCUCUUCAACGAUAGCAUGCAGGACUUGCUACUGGUUGUUUAUCUUGCAAACUUGACAAGAACACAACUCGCUCUCGCCGAGAAGCUCAACACCGCGGCCCAAGUUUUUUGAAGCUCCAUAGCCAUGCGGUAAAGUUUAGAGUAUGAACGGACAGCGCUAACAAAACUCGUUGGAUUUCAGCCAUCGUUUUGUUUGGUUCUAAUCAAUAUUUUUCUUCCUAGUUGGACGUGCUAA
Messenger RNA from Selaginella moellendorffii, 1039 nucleotides. RefSeq names its product eukaryotic translation initiation factor 3 subunit F. Lineage: Eukaryota; Viridiplantae; Streptophyta; Lycopodiopsida; Selaginellales; Selaginellaceae. Gene Ontology annotation, cellular component: eukaryotic translation initiation factor 3 complex, eIF3m. Gene Ontology annotation, molecular function: translation initiation factor binding; metallopeptidase activity; translation initiation factor activity. The transcript has 6 exons. The record is from RefSeq and is a predicted model, not a curated record. The coding region runs from base 62 to 916 and encodes 284 amino acids. Gene Ontology annotation, biological process: translational initiation.